AUGUCAAUCCGUCCACCGUCCAGCCGGGUCCUUAGACUUAUAUCUCGCAAUGAAAGAAAUAUACAAUGCCUCCGCCGGGUACCCCAAUGUCUAGCGCAACGUCGAAGCCUGGCAACAAAACCAGCACCAUCACCAGCACCUGGAGAACGACUCGACCCCAUCACACUACAUAGACUCGAAUACCAGCGCCGGGAAUACUACAAAAGGAGAUCAUACUAUGCGGGAACGGGAUUUGUGCUGGGCAUGAUUGCGAUUUGGAUCACUGCGACUUCGAUUGAAUUACCUCCAAAACCCAUACAGGCCGACUCUGGACGACGCGCAGAUGACCCCUUGGUAGUGCUGGGCAAGGAGAAGAAGAUUGUUAUUCAGAAGCUGGGGGAAGAACCAGAGGAGGUUGUGGACUCGUUACCCACGGGUACGAGUACAGUUCCAACAUUUCCACGAGUACUGGAAUAUUACGAUGAUGCUGGAGAAGGACCGGCAUCAAAUGAUGAUCGCAUGGUUGAAUACCAGUGUCUCGGGUUGGGUCUUCGAACAGUCAGUUUCCUGGGCAUCGAAGUCUACGUAGUGGGAAUGUACAUUGCGACCGACGACAUCGCCGCGCUCCAGGAAGCUUUGAUUCGGAAAAUCGACCCAAUUGCAUCCACUCUUGUUGCUGGGGAGAAAGAAAAGCUAAAGGCAAAGCUCUAUGACCCUGAAGAGGGCUCAGAAAUCUGGAAUGAUGUACUGAAAAGUACUGGUAUACGGACGCUAAUUCGAAUCGUACCUACCAAAAACACAGACUUUGGACAUCUUAAGGACGCGUGGGUGCGACAUCUCACAGCCCGCGCGCAAUCAAACAAGGAAGAAUUUGGAGAUGAGUCUUUUGGUGUUUCGAUACAGGAAUUCAAGCAAUUGUUUAACCGAGGAAGUGUACCAAAAGGAAAAGAGCUGGUUCUGAGCAGAGAUACGAAGGGCAAAGUGGCCGUUUGGUAUGAUGAUGGAAAGAAUGGCGCAACCAGAUUGGGUCAGGUUCAUGAUGAGCGAGUCUCGAGAGGUCUAUGGCUAAACUAUCUGGCUGGAAAGACAGUUGCCAGUGAGCCAGCCAGGAAAAGCAUUAUUGAAGGAGUGAUGGAAUUUGUUGAGCGUCCUGUUGGAACGGUUGCCACACAGGUUGUUUCGCACAAUGUGUAA
Glarea lozoyensis ATCC 20868 is the source of this 1173-nucleotide messenger RNA. Its product is annotated as Chalcone isomerase. Bases 1 to 1173 code for a protein of 390 amino acids. NCBI's taxonomy places the organism in Eukaryota, Fungi, Ascomycota, Leotiomycetes, Helotiales, Helotiaceae. Gene Ontology annotation, molecular function: intramolecular lyase activity. The record is from RefSeq and is a predicted model, not a curated record. The transcript has a single exon.